Cyprinodon variegatus (sheepshead minnow) is the source of this 3392-nucleotide messenger RNA. It is a transcript of the gene myo1g, whose product is annotated as unconventional myosin-Ig-like. Lineage: Eukaryota; Metazoa; Chordata; Actinopteri; Cyprinodontiformes; Cyprinodontidae. The transcript is spliced from 20 exons. Bases 121 to 2997 code for a protein of 958 amino acids. The record is from RefSeq and is a predicted model, not a curated record. Gene Ontology annotation, cellular component: plasma membrane; cytoplasm; vesicle. Gene Ontology annotation, biological process: vesicle transport along actin filament; actin filament organization. Gene Ontology annotation, molecular function: ATP binding; actin filament binding; microfilament motor activity.
GACCCAGAAGUCGACCUCACUUCUCUUUCUGCUUCGUUAGACGCUCCUCUGUAUCCUCUCCCUGUGUGUCCCUUUAUUUUAUUCUUUUGUUUCUGGUGUGUUUGUCGAGUUCAGGCGGGGAUGGCGGAGCUGGAGGGGCUGGAGUUCGGAAAGUCGGACUUUGUGCUGCUGGAUGAGGUGACGAUGGAGCAGUUUAUGGAGAACCUGAAGCUGAGGUUUGAAAAGGGGCGGAUCUACACCUACAUCGGGGAAGUGGUGGUGUCCGUUAACCCAUACAGACAGAUGGACAUUUACGGCAAAGAAGCCAUCGAUGCGUACCGAGGCCGAGAGCUGUAUGAAAACCCUCCUCACCUGUAUGCGGUGUCCGACGCUGCCUACAAAGCCAUGAAAAGACGAGCUAAAGACACCUGCAUCGUCAUCUCAGGUGAGAGCGGUGCAGGAAAAACAGAAGCCAGUAAAUACAUCAUGCAAUACAUCGCAGCCAUCACAAACCCCAGCCAGAGGGCGGAGGUGGAGAGCGUGAAGAAUGUUCUGCUGAAGUCUAACUGUGUGCUGGAGGCCUUCGGGAACGCCAAGACCAACCGCAACGACAACUCCAGCCGCUUCGGGAAGUACAUGGACAUCAACUUCAACUUCAACGGGGAUCCCACAGGAGGACACAUCAACAACUACCUGCUGGAGAAGUCCAGGGUGGUCCAGCAGCAGGGAGGGGAGAGGAACUUCCACUCUUUCUACCAGCUGCUGCGCGGAGGCACUGAGGAGACCCUGAAGUCAUUUCACCUGGAGAACAACCCUGCACUCUACACCUACACCAGAGAGGGCGCUGCAGCUGCUACAACCAACAACGACCGAUCGAACCACAAAGCGGUGAUGAGUGCCCUUGAUGUGAUCGGCUUCUCAAAAGAAGAAAUCAACUCCAUCUACCAGAUCCUGGCGGCCAUUUUGCUCUUGGGUAACGUGGAGUUUGGGAGCGAAGGUGAGAUCGUUCAUGUUGUGGAUCAGGACACAGUGACCCACAUCUCAGAGCUGACGGCCACGGACCCGGAAUCCGUCACCAAGGGCCUGCUUUACCGGACCGUGGCGACCGGCGGCGGUGAUGUCAUCGAGAAGGGGCACACAGAGAAGGACGCCUGCUUCGGUCGGGAUGCCUUCGCCAAGGCGCUCUACGAGAGGCUCUUCGGCUGGAUCGUCAGCCGCAUCAACGGCAUCAUCGAGGUGAAAGACUACAACCCAGUGCUUCAUGGGAAGAACACGGUCAUAGGAGUGCUGGACAUCUACGGCUUUGAGAUCUUUGACAACAACAGUUUUGAACAGUUCUGCAUCAACUACUGCAACGAGAAGCUGCAGCAGCUGUUCAUCGAGCUGAUCCUCCAGCAGGAGCAGGAGGAAUACCAGAGAGAGGGAAUCACCUGGCAGCAUAUUGAUUACUUCAACAACCAGAUCAUCGUGGACCUGGUGGAGCAGCAGCACAAAGGGAUCCUCUCCAUUCUAGACGAGGCUUGUCUCACUGUUGGAAAGGUGACCGACACGGUCUGUCUGGAGAGCAUGGACACCAAGCUGGCUCAGCAUCCUCACUACACGUCCCGCAAGCUCAGUCCCACCGAUAAAACCAUGGACUUCCAGAAGCACUUCCGCAUCCGCCACUACGCCGGAGACGUCACAUAUUCUGUUGAUGGCUUCCUGGACAAAAACAAGGACCUUCUGUUCCAAGACUUCAAGCGCCUCAUGUACAACAGUGCCAACCCGGUCCUGAAGGAGAUGUGGCCAGAUGGUCAGCUGAGCAUCACAGAGGUCACCAAGCGACCUCUGACUGCAGGGACCCUUUUCAAGAACUCCAUCGUGGCUCUGGUCGAUAAGCUGGCCUGUAAGGAGCCGUACUACGUGCGAUGCAUAAAACCCAACGAGAUGAAGUCACCGGUUCUGUUUGACGACGCGCGCUGUCAGCACCAGGUGGCCUACCUCGGCCUGCUGGAGAACGUGAUGGUUCGCAGGGCCGGCUUCGCCUACAGGCAGCAGUACCCGCGCUUCCUGCAGAGGUAUAAAAUGACCUGCGAGUACACCUGGCCCAACCACCUGAUGGCCACGGACCGGGAGGCUGUGGAGGCCAUCAUCACGCAGCACGGUUUCCAGGGCGACGUGGCGUACGGCCACACGAAGCUGUUCGUGCGAACGCCGCGGACUCUGUUUACCCUGGAGCAGGAGAGAGCCACCCUCAUCCCCAUCCUGGUGCUCUUCCUGCAGAAGGUGAGCCCUCACACCUUCAUCACCAUCAUCAUCAUCAUCAUCAGGGUCACUUCAGAUCACCAAUAUCAGUGGUGGGCGAGGCAGAUCGUGAAGAACAUCCCUCCGUCUGAGAUGUUGGAGGUUCGAGCUAAAGUGGCAGCGCUGACCUCUCUGAGCGGAGAGAGGAAGGACUGGGGACUCGGCCGAGCCUGGGAGAGAGACUACCUUUCAAACGCGCGGGACUGCCCUCAGACCAGCUCUGCCUUCGUCAGAGUCUCCAAAGAGCUGAAGAACAAAGAUGGCUACGCUCAGGUUGUCUUCUCCGGCUUCUGUAGGAAGGUGAACAGAUUCAAUAAAAGCACAGACCGAGCUCUGCUCGUCACGGACAAGUACGUCUACAAAUUAGAGCCGAAGAAGCUGUACAAGGUUCUGAAAAGGCUUCCUUUGGACUCGUUCACAGGGCUGAGUGUGACCAGUGGGACUGACCAGAUGGUGGCGCUCCACACGUCCACACAGGAUGACGUUCUACUGUGUCUUCAGCAAGGCGAGCUGUGCCCCAACCAGGAUCGAGUGGGAGAGCUUGUUGGAGCCAUGGUAGACCACUUCACACGCAUCAGGAAAGGUCUGCUCCCCGUGAAGGUCUGCCGCUCGGCGCUGCAGCUCCACAUGCGAGGCAAACCCAAGAGCGUCACCGUGGAAACCAAAGCGGGGCAGACCGUCGCAGACUUCAAGAAGAGCCGAGACGGUUUCAUCCUGCUGGUUCCCGAUAAAUGAGGAGAACUUCUUCUUCAGCUUCGCCGCACAUCCCCACCCCACAGAGAACAGAACCCGGUUCAUCUAGCCUGAGCUGCACGCAGAGAAACGACGAGGUGUUAGCCAAACUAUACAGACUCUUAAAUCUGCUACAAUACUGAGACGUUUCACAUGAUUUCUGCUUUUUUUUAUAGGAUGUUUUUUAAAAUAUAGUCUAGAAAUAUAAUAAAUGAUAAAUAUUGAUAACAAAACCUGCGUCCAAAAGUGUUUGGGUCUGACCUGAGACUUGGUUGCAUGCAUUCAAGCAUUGCACGGAGCUACAGCUCACACUGUACGACGAAACCGCAGGGUUUAAAAGUUCACCGAUCACGAUGUUUGUUCUCACACUGUGCGACGCUCCAAUGCGAUCUACCUGU